GUUAAACGUCAAAUCAAAUGUCAAUUGUGUUUAUUUUAUUUUUUUUUGGUACGUGAAAUUCAUCUUGUGCUUUAUCUAAGAUAUUUAAAAAUUAUAAAAGUCUUAAUAUAAUUAAUGAAAAUUUAACAAAGAAGUUUUGAUAUUGAUAUAAUGGUGAAAUAACAUGUAUUUCCCAGUGGGUUGGCCGAAAGUUAUAAAAACACCUGAACUGGGUGAUUCUACAAUAAAACACAUAACUUCUAAUAGAGAUAGAAUAUUAUUUGCUAUUAUAACUGAUGAUUGUUUAGGAAUAUGGUUUUGUAGGCCUUGCGUACCAAUAGUUUUCCAUCGACGUUCCCGAAUAUCCAUAGAGAAAUUCGGAACGAAUGUUCUAACAGAAUGGAAACCAGAUUCAAGUAUGAUAGUUAUAGCUACUUCAGAGGGUCAUUUACUGUUUUACAACAUAGAAGUCCCCCCGGAUCGAAAAGGUCUCUACAACCAAACCGAUUCACCCCUUGCGAAUCUCCGUAGAGAAAGCGCCGAAUUAUUCAUAAAAGAAACAAUUCCGCCCCUAAAAUUAACCCUAAUCAAGGAAAUUACAGUAUGGGACGGUCGAAUAACAGGAGUGGUAUGUAUUACCAUGACGGAAAUAAUGUUAUCCACCACAAACAACCAUGUAUUGAGGUACAAAUGGGAUGGUAACCAAAAUAGGGAUUACGCUUUGGAUUUACGUCGUAUUCCGUUCUGUAUAAACCAACAAGUGGCUAAAGCAGUUCCUAUAGUAGAAGAAAACGUCCAUAUCAUCGAUAUAGAAUACUCCCCUUUAGUUGGGGGUUUUUCUAUAGUGUUAAAUGAUAAUAGGGCGGCUUUUCUGACUGCUCCUUCAUUAAAAUUCGAUCCAAAUCAAGUACAAGGUAUCUGGGCGCAGGGAAUCGACGACGCUACUUGUACCGUCAUUAAUCACAAGUUCAGGUUGAUAACAUUCGGUCGUUUAAACUCUGAAUGCAUCGUUUAUACUAUAGAUGAGACAACCGGUGGUUUAGAACUAUCCCACAGUUGUGUAUUGAGCAGUAAAGACUACCCUGGUGAUCCCGGUGCCGUAGAAGAAGUAUUAUGGACUCCAGACGGUUGUGCUCUAGUAGCUUCCUGGUCAAAAGGCGGUAUUGCCUUAUGGUCGACUUUCGGGGCGUUGUUAAUGUGUUCUUUGGGUUGGGAUUACGGUUUGAACAUCGAUUUGGAGAAAUUUAAUCCUUUGAGGAUAUCCUGUAUGGAAUUCGCCACCGAAGGGUAUCAAUUGUGGAUGAUAAGGGAGAAUACCGCUUCAGAAACUGAUCUAAUCCAAUUGGAUUUCGUUAAAAGUGCCUUGGCUAUUAAUCCGUGUAUGAGCCAUCAAAGUCAUUUGUAUCUACAGGGGGAGGAUAAAUUGUAUAUCAAUUCGGCGAAUACUUUCAUUAGAGUUUUUUCGGGGAAAACGAAAAAAGAAGAUUUUUUUGGGGAAAAUAUAUCGACUACUUUAGCGGAGGGUCGUCAAUGGUUGGUAGUACCGGUACCAUCGAUUUAUUAUUCGACGAAUUGGCCCGUCAGGUAUUCAGCUAUCGAUUCUGAUGGACUGGGUAUUGCUAUAGCUGGUAGGACCGGACUGGCCCAUUAUUCAAUUUUGUCGAGGCGAUGGAAAUUGUUCGGCAACGAGACCCAGGAAAAGGAUUUCAUCGUGGCGGGGGGUCUGUUGUGGUGGAGGGAUUAUAUGGUUAUGGGGUGUUAUAGUAUUUUGGAUAACGGGGAGGAAUUGAGAUUUUAUCCUCGUGAAUCGAAAUUGGAUAAUAAAUUCGCCAAGAUUGUGAGCGUACCGGCACCGAUUUUGCUCAUAAACAUCCUCUCAGAUCAAUUGAUCACUUUAGGUUCUAAUGCUCAAGUUUGUAUAUGGCAGUUGCAGCUCAACGAUAACGUUGGUGAUGUGGUCGUUACGAAAUCACAAGUCGUGGAUAUUUCGGCGUUGGCGAUCCAUCCGGCUUGCAUUGCCUCGGUGACCUUGACUUCUUUGAGAACCGAAACGGUUAGAGGUCAUCACAACGUUUCCGAAAGUAUUUUAUUGAACGUUAGCGGUCGUCUCCUAUUGGUACAAAGGGAAUUUAGACACGGCGAAAAAUAUGGUUGUCUGUUACCUACCGUUUUAGCCAGUUGCGUGGAAAACGUUUGGGUACCGAGACGGAGGAGAUUGGAAAAAGCCCAUCUGACCGAAGCCAUGUGGUUAUUCUGCGGUUCGCACGGUAUGCGUGUAUGGUUACCUUUAUAUCCUCGAGAUGGCGAUAAAACCCACACGUUCAUGUCGAAACGCAUCAUGUUGCCGUUCCAUUUGAGAGUCUAUCCGUUAGCCAUUUUGUUCGAAGACGCCAUUAUACUGGGCGUCGAAAACGACACCGUCCUCUAUACUUCAGAUUCCAAUUCUCCUUUUUCUCUACCUCUAUGCGUGUUACAAAGAACUAGCCAAGUUUAUUUACAUCAAAUUCUGAGGCAGUUGAUCAGGAGGAAUUUGGGUUAUCACGCCUGGGAGAUAGCCAGGAGUUGUAUGAGUCUCCCGUACUUCCCCCACUCCUUGGAAUUGUUGUUACACGAGGUAUUGGAAGAGGAGGCGACGAGUAAGGAACCGAUUCCGGACGCUCAAUUACCAAGCGUUCUGGAAUUCAUAAUGGAAUAUCCGGUUUAUUUGCAAACCGUCGUGCAGUGCGCCAGGAAAACGGAAAUCGCCUUAUGGCCUUAUCUGUUUUCCGUUGCAGGAAAACCGAAGGAUUUAUUUCAGGAGUGUUUACUUAAAGGACAACUCGAUACGGCGGCUUCUUAUCUGAUUAUAUUGCAGAAUCUAGAAACGUCGUCCGUAAGCCGACAGUACGCUACUUUAUUAUUAAACACGGCCUUAGACAAAUCAAAAUGGAAAUUAGCCAAAGAUUUGGUCCGAUUUUUACGAGCUAUAGAUCCCAACGACGUCGAAUACGAUUCCCCUCGUACGUCAUUUAUAUUACCGACUAAAUUGGGUAUGCCUCCGUCGACGCCUUCGGUUAGUCCCAACGCCGAGGAUCUCUCUUUAAUAUUGGGUAACGUCCAAGGGCCUCGGGUUCGCAGUUACAGUACGACGAUCUCGCCGAAGCUCGUCGAAAGAUCGAACAGCUCGUCGGGCCACGUAAACCCGCCCUUAGAAUCCGAUAGAAAAAAAUCCGUACCGAAUUCGACGGGGAAUACGAAAAAUGAUAAGUGUGCGAAAAGUAGCGCUUCCGAAGAAUUCUUCAUCGACGUGAUUUUGCAAAAACACGCUCGCCGAUUAUUGUCCCAAUGUCGAUUGACGGAUCUGGGUUAUUUCGCCGCAUACCUCGAUUUCCAUCUGGUCAAUUGGUUGGGCAAAGAGAGGGAGAGGGCGGCCAGGGUGGACGAUUUCGUGAAAACUUUGAAAUUUUUGCACGAAGAUUUCCGUUGGCCUUAUCCGACCGCCAAUUUGCCCAUCAACAAGAAGAGCGUCUCGAGUCCGAUCGCCGAAGUCGAAGAACAAUUGAAAUGUUUGAAAAUGGACGCGGCGUUUUGUAGCCGAAUCGGCGACAGCGGUUAUACGUCGUUUCAGGGUAUCCCCUACGCGGGAGUCGUUAGCCCCGUGAAUACGUUGGAUCGGCUCAGUCGAAUGGAGGAAACCGAUAUCGAGGAACGGAUUAUCGCCGACGCGGAUAAAAUCGAAGAUGUCGAACAGAAAAAAAUUUGCGACGGUUUCAAAUCGACGACGUUGAAUUCGGCGGUCGAAGAAUCCGUCAUGAGUACCGCCAGUUCGGUUUGGGGGGAGGAGAGGGAUUUCGUACUGCCGGGUAUCGAUAACUGGGAAGUUCCGUCCGCUAAAUUAUUGGAACAACUUUCUAAUAACGAUAAAAAAGGUUCUCAAAGGUCGGAAGUACAAUUAAGAUAUUUGCUCCAAUUAUUCAUAGAGGCCAAUUGUUUAGAAUGGUCCCUCGUAUUUUCCAUACUCCUCAGGGACGCCAUGGCGGUAUUACGAAUCGUAAACGCCGCCAAAUCUCACGACCAAUCGGUCGAAACCGUCUCCAGACUCCGACAAGGUCUUUUAAUCAUCAAUUAUUGGACCAAUACCGAAUGCUUGGGUUAUUCGACAUUCAUGUCGGCGAUAUUCAACCAGACGUCGAUUUUAACGAAAAUAUUGGAAACCAAAGUCCAACAACAGAUCAAACAACAACAGACGACGCCGAAACCGACGCGAUCUCGAAAAUCCAGUUCGAAUUUCGACGGAAAUAACCUUCAGACGUCGAUCAAGGAUAAGGGACAUCCUGUACAGAACGACGAUUCGAUCGAACGUCGCGCGAUUGACGACGUAACCGAAAAUAUCGAAACUGCGGAUAAAGAUAACGCCGCGCCUAAUAAUACGGGGUGUAUCGUCUCGUAGAGACGCGAAUUUUUUUUUUUUGAAAAAAAUUUUUUUUGUGCAUCAACGAGGUUGGUCGCGUGGGAUUUUGUCAAUUGAAUAUCGAUUUUCUGAUACUCACAAAGUUUUUUUUGGAAUAAAAUUUGCCUGGAUCCGUC
Molecule: messenger RNA, 4545 nt
Organism: Diorhabda carinulata
Lineage: Eukaryota; Metazoa; Arthropoda; Insecta; Coleoptera; Chrysomelidae
Gene: Rich
Product: guanine nucleotide exchange factor subunit Rich
Exons: 16
Coding region: 164-4408 (1414 amino acids)
Biological process (GO): intracellular protein transport; retrograde transport, endosome to Golgi
Cellular component (GO): cytosol; Ric1-Rgp1 guanyl-nucleotide exchange factor complex; Golgi membrane
Source: RefSeq, a predicted model, not a curated record